Molecule: messenger RNA, 6030 nt
Organism: Acanthochromis polyacanthus (spiny chromis)
Lineage: Eukaryota; Metazoa; Chordata; Actinopteri; Pomacentridae
Product: zinc finger BED domain-containing protein 4-like
Exons: 3
Coding region: 2559-4391 (610 amino acids)
Molecular function (GO): protein dimerization activity; DNA binding
Source: RefSeq, a predicted model, not a curated record
CAAGCAGGAGGUUCUAGAAGGUUCCUCAGCUCUGGGUUCUAACAGGUCCACAGAAAACUGUUCUGAGGAGGUUCUAGAAGGUUCCUCAGCUCUGGGUUCUAACAGGUCCACAGAAAACUGUUCUGAGGAGGUUCUAGAAGGUUCCUCAGCUCUGGGUUCUAACAGGUCCACAGAAAACGGUUCUGCAGCUGUGGAAUGUAGGAACAUCAGACAUUUUUACAUUUACUGGGAUUUGAAGCUCCUUGAGAUUUAGAAAUAACUUUAGAAGUUCCUGCACUGUUAAAGGUUCCUGUGACAGGUUUUGGUUUCCUAAAAGGUUCCCAACUUUCAGAAAAAGUUUAAUGAAAUCUUGAUGUUGUCAUGACAUUCCCUGUAGAGAUCAAUGAGCUUUCUAGGAGGUUUCAGUGUCCUGAAAAGGUUCUGAGCUUCUUUUAAAGGUUCCUCUGGUCUCAGGAAACUACAAGUCUGUAAAAAUUCCUUUAAAGGGCUCUGGUUUAAAAAGGUCUCUGGUGAAGUAAGGCUUCUAUAAAACGUCACCAACAGUUGCUGGCUUCCUAAAAUGCUCCUUAAAAAAUUUCAGUUGUUCUAAAAUCCAAUUAAAGAUUCCUCAGUUCCAAUAAAAAGACUGGAUGUUCAAAAUGUUCUCCUGAAUUCUCCUUCAAGCUGUUGUAGCUUCUGGAAAACACUCCUUGUGAGAUAGAAAGUCCUAAUAAAAGGUUCUGUCUUCCUAAAGUUUUAAGUCGAUCUUUUAAAGAGUUUCUGUUAGGUUGAAACUGUAAAUACAUUUUGAUCAUAACAUAGAAACUAUUUGUAAGCCUUAAGCAAAAAGAGGUUGUGCAACUGUCUGUCUGCGACAUUUAAAAAUUGCUUCUGAAACAGGAACUAGUCCUUCCUCUUUUCACUCCUUAUCGCACACACACACACUGCCAUGAAAGUAUGGUGUUUGUACUAGGGCUGCACGAUUAAUUGACAUCGCAUCGACAUUGAGGUUUUAACUACUGCGGUAACCUAACCUCACGAGGGUGAGUUUUUUUUUUUUUUUUAAAUCCCUAUUUGAGUGACAGACCUAUUCGCCAAUCAAAAACAUUGAGUCUCGUGAUCCUCCUGGCCACUGGCCAAUCAGAAAUGGCAACAGGAAGCAAGUGCGUAUGCACUGCACUACCGUAGCUAGCUUUAGCCAGUAGCUAACAACAAAUUCGCAUGUGUACUUUGCGAUGCCGUGAGGAGCAAAAAGUUUUCAUUGUGACACAUUAACGGCGUAAAAAUGGCUGAAGGAACGUCUUCAGUAACAGAACAGGGUGCGGAGCAGUUGGUAUCUAAAAAGAACUCUAUUUCAGUUGUUUGGACUUACUUUGGGUUUGAGAAAAACGAUGUGGAGCAAAAGCGAGCCAAAUGCAAAAUAUGUCGUCGUGCAGUAGCCAGAUCCAGAGGAAACACGUCGAAUUUGUACCAACACUUCAGGAAUCACCACCGACAGCAGUAUGAUGCAUGUAUGAAAAGUGUGGAUGAAGAACAGACGGGGGCUAGUACUAGCCAAGGAAAAAGUAAGCAAACAUCCAUCCAAGCAGCAUUCGCUUCUGUUACACCAUAUGAAAAGUCCUCAAGAAGACACGCUGAAAUUACAACGGCUAUUACACGUUAUAUUGCCAAGGAGAUGAUUCCCUUAAGUACCGUUUCAGGGGAAGGCUUUCAAAGCAUGAUCCACACUUUGGACAGACGCUACACAAUUCCAUCCCGAACUUAUUUUAGUCAAGUAGCGGUCCCCCAGAUGUACGCUGAAUGCAGGGGAAAGGUGGAAGCUGAACUCAGAAACACUGAAUAUUUUGCUACAACUACUGAUUUGAGGUCAAGCAGGACCACGGAGCCAUACAUCAGCCUUACACUGCACUUUAUUGACCACAAGUUUAACCUGAAAAGCCGCUGUCUGACGACAUCAUACUUCCCAGAGGAGCACACAGGAGAAAAAAUAGCAAACACAAUAAAAGAGAUGCUGAUGAGUUGGGGAUUGUGUGACAGGAAUCAGACGUGCAUAACCACUGACAAUGCCGCAAAUGUCAUUAAAGCCGUGGAGCUCAACGAAUGGAUGAGGCUGCAAUGUUUUGAAUUGUGAAGUGGAACGAAAAUUAUUGGAUAUUUUAAACUUUUUUAACAAAUAAAAACUAGAGAUAGACCGAUUAUCGGCCGAGCCGAUUAUCGGCAACAAUAUCUGGGUUUGGUCGAUUAUCGGCAAAACGCAGAUAUUCGGUCGAUACGACUUAAAACUGGGUUAUUUUGGUGUUUUUGCCGCAGCGUCUCCUUUUUUUUCUUCUCCUGGCGCGCUCCCUCGUGCUCCCCCGCCCCGCUCUGCUAUCUCUCUCCCUUCUUCACUCUCCGGCUCUUCCCAUGAGCAAAGCUUCAUCUGAUUGGUCACACACAGAGGGCUGACAGCCAAUCAGAGCUACCGCUGAGGGCACAGCAUUCGUGGGCGGUCCUGCCAAGUGCUGCUCGGUCUGAGUCGCAGACAGCCGGAAAGGAGAGAGGCUGGUUUCACAGAUACGAGGAAACUUUGUUUGCUAACGAUGGACAAAGCAAAAAGUGCAGUAUGGAAGCAUUACAGUCAACCAUCAUCAGGAAAGGCAGUCUGCAAAGAAUGCAACGAAAAUGUAAGCAUGGGAUCAACAAUAGGGAGAACCAAAAAUACUUCAAACCUGUGGUCCCAUCUUAGGACUCAUCAUCCCGAGUUGUAUCAAGAAUUACAGAAGAAACAGGAACCUGAAACUCAUCAGGAUGCGGCAACUUCAGCUCAGCCUACAAUUGAAGAAAUGUUUAACAAACAAAGAAAGUGGUCCAAGUCAGAUGACAGGUCGAAACUAAUGGACAGACUUAUCCUAGAGAUGAUAGUCACUGAUAACCAACCAUUCACAGUGGUAUCUGAUGUUGGCUUUAAACGCCUCAUGGCUGCAGCUGAGCCAAGAUACGCACUCAAAAGUGACAAGUACUACCGUACUGAAAAGCUGAAAGACGUUCACCAGAAGGUCGUGGACAAGAUCAAAUCCCUGAUUAAACCGGAAAAUGCUGGCCACUCCCUCUCCUUCACCACAGACUGUUGGUCUGGGAAUGCUGAGUCUUUAAUGAGCCUGACAUGCCAUUACAUUGACGCAGGAUGGUCAAGAAAGCAGGCUGUCUUAAAUACAAGAGCAAUGCAUGGAUCUCACACGGGGGAAUACCUAAAAGAAACAUUACUUACUAUGCUUGAGGACUGGAACAUAAACAAAGACCGUGUAGCACUUGUCCUUCGAGAUAGUGGAGCAAAUAUAGUGAAGGGAUUGAGGCUCAGUGAACUCCCAGACCUUAGCUGCACAGCACACACCUUGCAACUUGUGGUGAAUGAUGGCUUGACAAGUCAAAGAGCAGUUACAGAUGUCAUUGCAAUUCUUAAGAGGUGUGCCACACACUUUCACCACUCCAUUCUGGCCAAACAUUUGCGAAAAAUUCAAGGGGAACUUGGCUUGCCAGAGCACAGCAUAAUUCAGGCUGUUCCAACAAGAUGGAAUUCAACGCUCCACGUGCUGCAAAGAAUGCAAGAGCAAAAGCGUGCUCUUACAAUCUACAGUGGUGAACAUAGAGGAUUUGCAGCUCUCACAGCUGAGCAGUGGGACCUUGUCUCAAAUUUAAUUGAAACACUGCUUCCAAUUGAAGAAGUAACACUGGAAGUAAGCCACAGCAACUCCUCUGCAUCGUGCAUAAUUCCAAGCCUGACUGUGCUCAAGAUGCUUUUCCAGAAUGAUGAAGGGCCCAACACAAGAGGCAUUAGAACACUAAGGCAAACUAUGAGGGAGAGUCUGGACAAGCGCUUCUCCAAAAUCAAAGACACCAAAAUUGUGGUGCUGGCCUGUCUCUUAGAUCCUCGUUAUAAGAGUCAUGCAUUUUCCUCUGCCACCACCUUGAGCAAAGCCAAAAGAUGGUUACAAGAAGAAGACGCGUCCACACAAGAGACCACUCAGAGCGAGCACGCUGCUACAGAGGGUUCAAGCAAGGAGGAACAGUGUGCAGCAACUGAAACACAGGAGAAUGAACCCCCCCAAAAAAGCAACAAAGAGUACACAUAUCUUACCGCAGUCGCAUCGAUGAGAUGUUCACUUCUCUGCUGGGAUCUGUAUCUCAAGGAGCCUGUCAUUGACAGGCGUAAAGAAGAUCCACUCCAGUGGUGGAAACGAAAUGAAGGACGCUUCAAGAUACUUGCAAAACACGCAAGAAAGUUUCUCUGUGCACCACCUUCUAAAGUCCAAAGUGAACGUCUCUUCAGUGAAGUCUCCACAGUCUAUGACAAGAGAAGUCGUCUGACUGGAGAGCAUGCAGAGCAACUUUGUUUUUUGCAUCAUAAUCUGGUGCUGCUCAAUUGGGACUAUUGAACUUGCUUAUGUAAAAAUUUUAUUUGUUUCUAUUCUCUUUAUUUUGGGGUCAAGCACCUAUAUGUACCUAAGUUACUCAAGUUUUCAGUUAACUUAAGUUAUUUAAGUUUUCUGCGUUCUUUUUAAGUUAUUUAAGUUAUUUUGGUUUCUUAAACUUACAUUUUUACAGACGUGUUAAGAUGUUUAUGUUCACAAAACAUUUGCAUAAAGAAACUUAAAAAUGUUUAGUGUUUGAGAUGAUACUUUUGACACCAAUAUUUUCCUUUUUAAAGCAAGUAAAUAUCGGUUUCAAAUAUCGGUUAUCGGCCGACUUGACCACCGAUAAUCGGUAUAGGUCCCAAAAAAACCAUAUCGGUCUAUCUCUAAAAAAAACCUGAAAAGUGGGGUGUGCAAUAUUAUUGGGCCCCCUUGCAUUAAUACUUUGUAGCGCCACCUUUUGCUGCAGUUACAGCUGCAAGUCGCUUGGGGUACGUCUCUAUCAGUUUUGCACAUCCAGAGACUGAAAUUCUUGCCCAUUCUUCCUUGCAAAACAGCUGGAGCUCAGUGAGGUUGGAUGGAGAGCGUUUGUGAACAGCAGUCUUCAGCUCUGCCCACAGAUUCUGGAUUGGAUUCAGGUCUGGACUUUGACUUGGCCAUUCUAACACCUGGAUACGUUUAUUUGUGAACCAUUCCAUUGUAGAUUGGGCUUUAUGUUUUGGAUCGUUGUCCUGUUGGAAGAUAAAUCUCCAUCCCAGUCUCAGGUCUUUUGCAGACUCCAACAGGUUUUCUUCCAGAAUGCUCCUGUAUUUGGCUCCAUUCAUCUUCCCAUCAAUUUGAACCAUCUUCCCUGUCCCUGCUGAAGAAAAGCAGGCCCAAACCAUGAGGCUGCCACCACCAUGUUUGACAGUGGGGAUGGUGUGUUCAGGGUGAUGAGCUGUGUUGCUUUUACGCCAAACAUAUGGUUUUGCAUUGUGGCCAAAAAGUUGGAUUUUGGUUUCAUCUGACCAGAGCACCUUCUUCCAUGUUUGGUGUGUCUCCCAGGUGGCUUGUGGCAAACUUCAAACCAGACUUUUUAUGGAUAUCUUUGAGAAAUGGCUUUCUUCUUGCCACUCUUCCAUAAAGGCCAGAUUUGUGCAGUGUACGACUGAUUGUUGUCCUAUGGACAGACUCUCCCACCUCAGCUGUAGAUCUCUGCAGUUCAUCCAGAGUGAUCAUGGGCCUCUUGGCUGCAUCUCUGAUCAGUCUUCUCCUUGUUGGAGGUGAAAGUUUAGAGGGACGGCCGGGUCUUGGUAGAUUUGCAGUGGUCUGAUACUCCUUCCAUUUCAAUAUGAUUGCUUGCACAGUGCUCCUUGAGAUGUUUAAAGCUUGGGAAAUCUUUUUGUAUCCAAAUCCGGCUUUAAACUUCUCCACAACAGUAUCUGGGACCUGCCUGGUGUGUUCCUUGGUCUUCAUGAUGCUCUCUGCACUUUAAACAGAACCCUGAGACUAUCACAGAGCAGGUGCAUUUAUACGGAGACUUGAUUACACACAGGUGGAUUCUAUUUAUCAUCAUCAGUCAUUUAGGACAACAUUGGAUCAUUCAGAGAUCCUCACUGAACUUCUGGAGUGAGUUUGCUGCACUGAAAGUAAAGGGGCCCAAUAAUAUAGGACGCCCCACUUU